Messenger RNA from Hibiscus syriacus, 854 nucleotides. RefSeq names its product signal peptidase complex subunit 3B-like. Bases 160 to 663 code for a protein of 167 amino acids. The transcript has 7 exons. Gene Ontology annotation, biological process: protein targeting to ER. Gene Ontology annotation, cellular component: membrane; signal peptidase complex. The record is from RefSeq and is a predicted model, not a curated record. NCBI's taxonomy places the organism in Eukaryota, Viridiplantae, Streptophyta, Magnoliopsida, Malvales, Malvaceae.
CAGGUCAAGUAAAAAUCAGCAAAGUAUAAUAAAAACCUUCGAAACCCCCAAUUCAUCCCCAACUGGUUUAAUUUGGACUCUUCUUUCGCUUCACUUUAGAGGAACUAACUUGAAUCUGAGGAGCAGUAGGAUCAAAACAGAGUAAAGGAAGAGGAGAAGAUGCAUUCUUUUGGAUACAGAUUAAAUGGUCUGCUGACAUUUGCGGUUACUAUUCUGGCACUAAUGUGCGUCAUCACGUCUCUCUCAGACAACUUCAAUACUCCCUCUCCGUCUGCAGAAAUCAAGAUUACAAACAUUAAUUGGUUCCAGAAGCAGCCACAAGGGCAUGAUGAGGUCAGCCUAACGAUGAAUGUAUCAGCUGAUUUGCAGUCAUUGUUUACUUGGAACACGAAACAGAUUUUCAUUUUUGUAGCAGCCGAAUAUGAAACCCUGAAGAAUUCCUUGAAUGAGGUCUCACUUUGGGAUGCUAUAAUACCUGCUAAAGAGCAUGCUAAAUUUUGGAUCCACACCUCAAACAAGUAUCGGUUUGUUGAUCAGGGAAACAAUCUCCGUGGCAAAAAAUUCAACUUAACGAUGCAUUGGCAUGUCAUGCCUAAGACCGGAAAGAUGUCUGCUGACAAAAUAGUCCUGACCGGUUAUAGUUUGCCAGAGGAAUAUAGAUAAGGUUUAAUUCAUUGUUAUGUUUUUGAGGUUGCUGUAACUUUAGCCUUCUCGAUAUGCGGAUAUUAUAGCCCUUUUGAACCUGUGAACUUGAGACCGAGGAUGUUAAUGCUAAGUUGAAUUAUAGAAGGCUUGAAACAUUGACAGUAAUGUUUGAAACAUUCAGAUUGAAAUAAGAAAGAAGCUUUCAAAUC